AUGGCCGAAGGGGGCGAGGGCGAGGACGAGAUUCAGUUCCUGCGAACUGAUGAUGAAGUGGUUCUGCAAUGCACUGCAACCAUUCACAAGGAGCAACAGAAACUGUGCCUUGCUGCAGAAGGAUUUGGCAACAGGCUCUGUUUUUUGGAAUCCACUUCAAAUUCUAAGAAUGUUCCACCGGAUCUCUCCAUUUGUACGUUUGUGCUGGAACAAUCCUUGUCAGUGCGAGCUCUUCAGGAAAUGCUGGCUAACACUGAAGAGAAAGCAGAAGGGCUAGUUGAUGUGGAAAAAUGGAAAUUUAUGAUGAAGACUGCACAAGGUGGUGGUCAUCGAACGCUUCUCUAUGGACAUGCAAUAUUGCUGCGCCAUUCCUACAGUGGCAUGUAUCUUUGCUGCCUCUCCACCUCACGGUCUUCGAUGGAUAAAUUGGCAUUUGAUGUGGGAUUGCAAGAAGACACAACAGGUGAGGCCUGCUGGUGGACCAUACAUCCUGCCUCCAAACAGCGAUCAGAGGGAGAAAAAGUGCGUGUUGGAGAUGACCUCAUCUUAGUUAGUAUAUCUUCAGAAAGAUACUUACAUCUGUCUUAUGGCAAUGGUAGCUUACAUGUUGAUGCAGCCUUCCAGCAAACGCUCUGGAGUGUAGCCCCAAUCAGCUCAGGAAGUGAAGUAGCGCAAGGAUAUCUGAUAGGAGGUGAUGUUCUGAGGCUAUUGCAUGGUCACAUGGAUGAAUGCCUGACUGUCCCUUCAGGGGAACAUGGAGAAGAACAGCGAAGAACUGUCCAUUACGAAGGUGGUGCUGUGUCGAUUCAUGCUCGUUCCCUUUGGCGACUAGAGACUCUAAGAGUUGCGUGGAGUGGAAGCCACAUUAGAUGGGGACAGCUAUUCAGACUAAGACAUAUAACAACAGGGAAAUAUUUAAGCCUCAUGGAUGACAAGAGUCUUCUCCUUAUGGACAAAGAGAAAGCUGACGUGAAAUCUACAGCCUUUUGUUUUCGGUCUUCCAAGGAAAAACUGGAUAUAGGGAUAAGAAAAGAGGUUGAUGGAAUGGGAGCACCUGAAAUAAAAUAUGGUGACUCAGUAUGCUACAUACAACAUGCAGACACAGGCCUGUGGCUCACGUACCAGUCUGUGGAUGCAAAGUCUGUAAGAAUGGGAUCUGUGCAACGCAAGGCUAUAAUGCACCAUGAAGGCCAUAUGGAUGAUGGGUUGACCUUGUCCAGAUCUCAGCAUGAAGAAUCCCAUACAGCACGAGUCAUCCGUAGUACAGUCUUCCUUUUCAACAGGUUUAUAAGGGGCCUUGAUUCUCUCAGCAAGAAAGUGAAAUCUUCCACAGUUGACUUUCCCAUUGAGUCAGUUAGUCUGAGCCUUCAGGACUUGAUCGGCUACUUUCACCUGCCAGAUGAACAUUUGGAACAUGAAGACAAACAGAACAGACUAAGAGCACUGAAGAAUCGACAAAAUCUCUUCCAGGAAGAGGGUAUGAUCAACCUUGUCCUUGAAUGCAUUGAUCGUUUGCACGUGUACAGUAGUGCAGCCCAUUUUGCUGACGUAGCUGGAAAGGAAGCAGGAGAGACUUGGAAAUCUAUUCUGAAUUCUUUGUAUGAAUUACUAGCGGCACUUAUUAGAGGGAAUCGUAAAAACUGUGCUCAAUUUUCUGGAUCUCUUGACUGGUUGAUCAGCAGAUUGGAAAGAUUGGAAGCCUCCUCUGGAAUUCUGGAGGUUUUGCACUGUGUGUUGGUGGAAAGUCCAGAAGCUCUAAACAUUAUUAAGGAAGGACAUAUUAAAUCAAUUAUCUGUCUUUUGGACAAACAUGGAAGAAACUAUAAGGUUUUAGAUGUCUUGUGCUCUCUCUGUGUAUGCCAUGGAGUAGCUGUGCGGUCUAAUCAACAUCUAAUCUGUGACAAUCUCCUACCAGGAAGAGAUCUCCUCCUACAGACACGCCUUGUGAAUCAUGUGAGCAGCAUGAGACCCAAUAUCUUCCUUGGGAUCAGCGAAGGCUCCGCCCAAUACAGAAAAUGGUACUAUGAGCUUAUGGUGGACUACGUGGAGCCCUUUGUUACAGCAGAAGCAACUCAUGUUCGAGUGGGCUGGGCUUCAACAGAGGGCUAUUCACCAUACCCUGGGGGAGGUGAAGAAUGGGGUGGAAAUGGUGUUGGCGAUGACCUGUACUCUUAUGGAUUUGAUGGUCUUCAUCUGUGGUCAGGCUGUAUUGCACGGACAGUCAAUUCUCCUAAUCCACAUUUGUUAAGAACGGAUGAUGUCAUCAGCUGCUGUUUGGAUCUAAGUGCCCCAAGCAUCUCAUUCCGGAUAAAUGGUCAACCAGUUCAAGGGAUGUUUGAGAAUUUUAACAUAGAUGGUCUCUUCUUUCCAGUCGUCAGCUUCUCUGCAGGAAUAAAGGCACGUUUUCUGCUUGGAGGCCGCCAUGGAGAGUUCAAAUUCCUGCCUCCACCUGGGUAUGCGCCUUGCUUUGAAGCUGUUCUACCAAAAGAGAAGCUAAAAGUGGAACAUAGCCGAGAAUACAAACAGGAUCACCGCUGUACAAGAGACCUAUUGGGUCCAACCAUCUCUUUAUCCCAAGCAGCCUUCACACCAGUUGCCGUAGAUACUAGCCAGAUUGUUUUGCCUCCUCACCUGGAAAGAAUUAGAGAAAAAUUAGCAGAGAACAUCCAUGAACUCUGGGUUAUGAAUAAAAUUGAACUUGGCUGGCAGUAUGGCCCAGUUAGAGAUGACAACAAAAGACAACACCCAUGCUUAGUAGAGUUUUCAAAGUUGCCAGAGCAGGAACGAAAUUAUAAUUUACAAAUGUCACUUGAGACACUGAAAACCCUGUUGGCAUUAGGUUGUCAUGUUGGAAUUGCUGAUGAAUAUGCUGAAGAAAAAGUGAAAAAACUGAAACUUCCUAAGAAUUACCAGUUGUCAAGUGGAUACAAGCCUGCUCCCAUGGAUCUGAGCUUUAUCAAGUUGACCCCCUCUCAAGAAGCCAUGGUGGAUAAACUAGCAGAGAAUGCUCAUAAUGUGUGGGCAAGGGACCGUGUCAGGCAGGGUUGGACAUAUGGUAUCCAGCAGGAUGUGAAGAAUCGAAGAAACCCCCGUCUUGUCCCGUAUGUUCUUUUGGAUGAUCGUACCAAGAAGUCAAACAAAGAUAGCCUCCGGGAGGCCGUCCGCACACUUCUUGGCUACGGUUACAACCUUGAGGCUCCUGAUCAAGAUCACGCUACAAGAUCAGACAUGUGCACUGGGAUAAUGGAAAGAUUCCGGAUAUUCCGCACUGAGAAGACUUAUGCAGUGAAGGCUGGAAAAUGGUACUUUGAAUUUGAGACAGUCACUGCAGGAGACAUGAGAGUUGGCUGGACCAGGCCAGGCUGCCAGCCAGACCAGGAACUUGGCUCAGAUGAGCAAGCUUUUGUCUUUGAUGGCUUCAAGGCCCAGCGGUGGCACCAGGGUAAUGAGCAUUUUGGCCGCUCUUGGCUGGCAGGGGAUGUCGUGGGCUGUAUGGUUGACAUGAAUGAGCACACUAUGAUGUUUACCCUGAAUGGUGAAAUCCUGCUCGAUGACUCAGGUUCAGAGCUUGCAUUCAAGGACUUUGAGGUUGGUGAUGGAUUUAUACCUGUGUGCAGUCUGGGCUUGUCUCAAGUGGGAAGAAUGAACUUUGGCAAAGAUGUCAGCUCCCUGAAAUACUUUACUAUCUGUGGCUUACAAGAAGGCUAUGAACCCUUUGCUGUUAAUACAAACAGAGACAUUACCAUGUGGCUGAGCAAGAGACUCCCUCAGUUUUUCCCAGUGCCACCAAACCAUGAGCACAUUGAGGUGAUGAGAAUAGAUGGCACCACAGACAGCUCCCCCUGUUUGAAGGUCACACAGAAGUCCUUUGGCUCACAGAACAGCAAAACAGGCAUCAUGUUUUUUCGCUUGAGCAUGCCUAUUGAGUGUGCAGAAGUAUUCUCCAAAACAUCAGCAGGAGGGUUGCCAGGCACUGGUCUUUUUGGCCCAAAAAGUGAUUUGGAGGAUUAUGAUGCUGAUUCUGAUUUUGAAGUUCUGAUGAAGACAGCUCAUGGUCACCUAGUGCCUGAUCGGGCAGAAAAAGAAGCUACAAAACUGGAGUUCAAUAACCACAAGGAUUACACUCAAGAGAAACCUUCACGUCUUAAACAAAGGUUUAUGCUCAGAAGGACAAAGCCAGAUUACAGCACAAGCCACUCUGCACGGCUCACGGAGGAUGUUCUGGCAGAUGACAGAGAUGACUAUGAUUACUUGAUGCAUACUUCUACGUACUAUUACUCGGUGAGAAUAUUUCCUGGGCAAGAACCCGCUAAUGUCUGGGUGGGCUGGAUUACAUCUGACUUCCAUCAAUAUGACAUGACCUUUGACUUGGACAGAGUACGCACUGUUACAGUGACACUAGGGGAUGAAAAAGGAAAGGUUCAUGAGAGUAUCAAACGCAGUAACUGCUAUAUGGUGUGUGCUGGAGAGAGCAUGAGCCCCGGACAAGGGCGCAACAACAAUGGACUGGAGAUUGGUUGCGUGGUCGAUGCUGCCAGUGGUCUUCUAACCUUCACUGCUAAUGGCAAGGAACUGAGCACCUAUUAUCAGGUUGAACCAAGUACUAAGUUAUUUCCUGCAGUAUUUGCACAAGCUACAAGCCCCAGUGUUUUCCAGUUUGAGUUGGGAAGGAUAAAGAAUGUAAUGCCAUUGUCUGCUGGCUUGUUCAAAAGCGAGCAUAAAAACCCAGUCCCUCAAUGCCCUCCCCGUCUCCAUGUCCAGUUUUUGACCCAUGUGCUGUGGAGCAGAAUGCCAAACCACUUUCUUAAGGUUGAUAUCUCACGGGUCAGUGAACGCCAAGGCUGGAUGGUACAGUGCUUGGAUCCUUUGCAGUUCAUGUCCCUCCAUAUCCCAGAAGAGAACAGGUCUAUAGAUAUUUUAGAACUGACAGAACAGGAAGAAUUGCUGAAAUUUCACUAUCAUACCCUCCGAUUGUAUUCAGCUGUUUGUGCUCUAGGGAACAACCGGGUGGCACAUGCUAUGUGCAGCCAUGUGGAUGAAUCUCAGCUUCUCUAUGGCAUUGAGAAUAAGUAUAUGCCAGGCUUGCUUCGCACAGGCUAUUAUGACUUACUCAUUGACAUCCACCUCAACACCUACGCCACAGCCAGGUUAAUGAUGAAUAAUGAAUUUAUUGUUCCGAUGACGGAUGAGACCAAGAGCAUUACUCUGUUCCCUGAUGAGAACAAAAAACAUGGCCUCCCUGGUAUAGGACUCAGCACCUCACUGCGACCUAGAAUCCGGUUCUCCUCUCCCAGUUUUGUAAGCAUUAGCAGUGAAUGCUAUCAAUUUAGCCCUGAAUUUCCUCUGGAUAUCUUAAAGGCCAAAACUAUAGAGAUGCUGACUGAGGCUGUUCAAGAGGGCAACCUCCAUGUCAGAGAUCCAGUAGGGGGUACUACAGAGUUUCUAUUUGUCCCUCUCAUCAAGCUUUUUUACACCCUGCUAAUCAUGGGAGUCUUCCAUAAUGGGGAUCUGAAACACAUCUUACAGCUGAUUGAGCCCAGCGUUUUCAAGGAAGGCAUGAGCCAGGAGGUUGAGAGUGAAGUGCCAGAGAAGGAGUUGAGUACAGAGGAUCUAAAGCCAGAAGGAGGAGAUGAAGAAGUCAAAGGGGGGCGGGUGCUGAAGGAAGGUCUUCUUCAAAUGAAACUUCCUGAACCAGUAAAAUUACAGAUGUGUUACCUACUCCAGUACCUCUGUGACUGCCAGAUACGUCACCGGAUAGAAGCCAUUGUAGCAUUUUCUGAUGAUUUUGUGGCUAAGCUUCAAGAGAAUCAGCGAUUCCGAUAUAAUGAAGUUAUGCAGGCCUUAAACAUGUCUGCUGCACUGACAGCCAGGAAAACAAAAGAGUUUCGGUCUCCGCCUCAAGAACAGAUUAACAUGCUUCUGAAUUUUAAGGAUGAUAAAAGUGAUUGUCCUUGCUCUGAAGAAAUUAGAGAUCAACUCUUGGAGUUCCAUGAGGACUUAAUGACACAUUGUGGAAUUGAAUUAAAUGAAGAUGGAACCCUGGAUGGAAACAGUGAUUUAACCAUUAGAGGUCGCCUCAUGUACUUAGUAGAAAAAGUCACAUAUUUAAAGAAGAAACAAAAUGAGAAACCAGUUGAUAAUGAUACUAAGAAGCCCUCCACUCUUCAGCAAUUGAUUUCAGAGACCAUGGUACGCUGGGCUCAGGAGUCAGUAAUAGAGGAUCCGGAGUUAGUGAGGGCCAUGUUUGUAUUGCUGCAUCGGCAGUAUGAUGGUAUCGGUGGUCUGGUUAGAAGCUUACCAAAGACCUACACCAUAAAUGGUGUAUCAGUGGAAGAUACAAUCAACCUCUUGGCAUCCCUGGGCCAGAUCCGUUCCUUGCUCAGCGUCAGAAUGGGCAAGGAGGAAGAGAAACUUAUGAUUCGUGGAUUAGGAGACAUCAUGAAUAAUAAAGUGUUUUACCAACAUCCUAAUCUUAUGAGGGCUCUGGGAAUGCAUGAGACUGUCAUGGAAGUGAUGGUAAAUGUACUCGGCGGAGGAGAAUCCAAGGAAAUCACCUUUCCUAAGAUGGUGGCAAAUUGCUGUCGUUUUCUAUGUUAUUUCUGCCGCAUCAGCAGGCAGAAUCAAAAGGCUAUGUUUGAUCAUCUUAGUUACUUAUUGGAAAACAGCAGUGUUGGGCUUGCUUCCCCUUCUAUGCGAGGAUCAACCCCUCUAGAUGUUGCAGCAGCAUCUGUGAUGGAUAACAAUGAACUUGCACUAGCUUUAAGGGAGCCUGACCUGGAGAAGGUAGUUCGCUAUUUGGCUGGAUGUGGUUUGCAAAGCUGCCCUUUGCUGAUUUGUAAGGGAUAUCCAGACAUUGGAUGGAAUCCAGUUGAAGGAGAGCGAUAUCUGGAUUUUCUUCGCUUUGCAGUGUUUUGCAAUGGAGAGAGUGUUGAAGAGAAUGCUAAUGUUGUGGUCAGGCUACUUAUUCGUCGUCCUGAGUGUUUUGGUCCAGCGUUGAGAGGGGAAGGAGGUAACGGGUUACUUGCUGCCAUGGAGGAAGCUAUAAAAAUAUCAGAAGAUUCUACUAGAGAUGGACCUUCCCCAAGUAAUGGAUCCAGUAAAACUCUUGAGAUGGAAGAAGAAGAUGACACUAUCCACAUGGGAAAUGCCAUCAUGACCUUUUAUGCUGCUUUGAUUGACCUCUUAGGGCGCUGUGCCCCUGAAAUGCAUCUAAUCCAUGCUGGCAAAGGGGAAGCCAUUAGGAUCAGGUCAAUUCUGCGGUCUUUGAUUCCCCUGGAAGAUUUGGUGGGUGUAAUUAGCAUUCCUUUCCACAUGCCAACAAUAGCUAAAGAUGGUACUGUGGUGGAACCUGACAUGUCAGCGGGGUUUUGCCCAGAUCACAAGGCAGCCAUGGUUUUGUUCCUUGACAGAGUCUAUGGAAUUGAGGACCAGAAUUUCCUUCUGCAUCUCCUUGAAGUUGGCUUUCUGCCAGAUCUCCGUGCUGCUGCUUCCUUAGACACGGCUGCUCUGAGUGCAACAGACAUGGCCUUGGCUCUGAAUCGAUACCUUUGUACUGCAGUCUUGCCUUUGUUGACCAGAUGUGCUCCUCUUUUUGCUGGCACAGAGCACCAUGCCUCCCUCAUAGAUUCCUUAUUACAUACUGUGUACAGACUCUCCAAGGGCUGCUCUCUUACCAAAGCUCAGCGGGAUUCCAUUGAAGAAUGUUUACUCUCUAUUUGUGGCCAACUGAGGCCUUCCAUGAUGCAACACUUGCUGAGGAGAUUAGUGUUUGAUGUUCCUCUAUUAAAUGAGCAUGCAAAGAUGCCUCUGAAGUUGCUGACAAAUCAUUAUGAAAGAUGCUGGAAGUAUUAUUGCCUGCCAGGUGGGUGGGGCAACUUUGGUGCUGCAUCAGAAGAAGAACUUCAUUUAUCCAGAAAGUUGUUCUGGGGUAUUUUUGAUGCCCUGUCUCAAAAGAAGUAUGAACAGGAACUGUUCAAACUGGCUUUGCCCUGCCUGAGUGCAGUUGCAGGAGCUUUACCCCCAGACUACAUGGAAUCCAAUUAUGUCAGUAUGAUGGAAAAACAGGCUUCAAUGGAUUCAGAUGGGAACUUUAACCCACAACCUGUUGAUACCUCAAAUAUUACAAUUCCUGAAAAGCUAGAAUAUUUCAUUAACAAAUAUGCAGAACAUUCUCAUGAUAAAUGGUCAAUGGAAAAGUUUGCAAAUGGAUGGAUAUAUGGUGAAACAUAUUCUGAGUCGUCCAAGGUGCAACCAUUAAUGAAACAAUAUAAACUGUUAUCAGAAAAGGAAAAAGAAAUUUAUCGGUGGCCAAUCAAAGAAUCCUUGAAAACCAUGCUAGCUUGGGGUUGGCGGAUUGAAAGGACAAGGGAGGGAGAUAGUAUGGCCCUUUAUAAUCGGACACGUCGCAUAUCUCAGACAAGUCAGGUGUCUGUAGACGCUGCCCACGGUUACAGCCCUCGAGCUAUCGACAUGAGCAAUGUUACCCUCUCCAGAGAUCUGCAUGCAAUGGCUGAAAUGAUGGCUGAAAACUACCAUAACAUAUGGGCAAAGAAAAAGAAAAUGGAACUGGAAUCAAAAGGAGGAGGCAACCAUCCUCUUCUGGUUCCCUAUGACACGCUGACAGCCAAAGAAAAAGCCAAAGACCGAGAGAAAGCACAGGAUAUUUUCAAGUUUCUACAGAUCAAUGGAUAUGUUGUCUCCAGAGGAUUAAAGGACCUGGAGUUAGACACACCGUCCAUUGAGAAACGAUUUGCUUACAGUUUCCUUCAGCAGUUGAUAAGAUAUGUGGAUGAAGCCCAUCAGUACAUUCUGGAGUUUGAUGGUGGCAGCAGAGGCAAAGGAGAACAAUUCCCUUAUGAACAAGAAAUCAAGUUCUUUGCCAAAGUUGUGCUCCCUUUAAUUGAUCAGUAUUUCAAAAAUCAUCGGCUGUAUUUCCUAUCUGCAGCAAGCAGGCCUCUCAGCAGUGGGGGACAUGCCUCUAACAAGGAGAAAGAAAUGGUGACAAGCCUGUUCUGCAAACUUGGAGUUCUUGUCAGGCAUAGGAUUUCACUGUUUGGAAAUGAUGCAACAUCAAUAGUCAACUGUCUUCAUAUACUUGGCCAGACUUUGGAUGCAAGGACUGUGAUGAAGACUGGUCUGGAGUCUGUUAAAAUGGCAUUGAGAGCAUUUUUGGAUAAUGCUGCAGAAGAUCUGGAGAUGACAAUGGAAAAUCUUAAACAAGGCCAGUUUACACACACAAGAAAUCAACCAAAGGGGGUGACACAAAUCAUUAACUACACCACAGUGGCUCUCCUGCCAGUGCUCUCUUCAUUAUUUGAACAUAUUGGACAGCAUCAAUUUGGAGAAGAUCUAAUAUUGGAAGAUGUUCAGGUCUCUUGUUACAGAAUAUUGGCCAGCUUGUACUCUCUAGGAACCAGCAAGAGUAUCUAUGUGGAGCGGCAGCGCUCAGCGUUAGGAGAAUGUUUGGCUGCUUUUGCUGGUGCCUUCCCUGUGGCCUUUUUGGAAACUCAUCUGAACAAACAUAAUACCUACUCUAUCUACAACACCAAGUCUACAAGAGAUAGAGCAGCUCUUAAUUUGCCAAUCAGUGUAGAAGAGAUUUGUCCAAAAAUUCCUUCCCUGGAGAAGUUAAUGGAAGAAAUAGUGGAAUUGGCAGAGUCUGGUAUUCGUUACACACAAAUGCCACAUAUAAUGGAAGUGAUAUUGCCUAUGCUGUGUAGCUACAUGUCACACUGGUGGGAACAUGGGCCGGAAAACAAUCCUGACAAGGCUGAAAUGUGCUGCACGGCCUUGAACUCAGAGCACAUGAACACUCUGUUGGGUAACAUACUGAAAAUAAUCUAUAACAACCUAGGUAUUGAUGAGGGAGCCUGGAUGAAGAGAUUAGCAGUGUUUUCCCAGCCUAUCAUAAUCAAAGUGAAGCCCCAGCUUUUAAAGACCCACUUCCUGCCACUGAUGGAUAAGUUGAAGAAAAAAGCAGCAAUGGUUGUAUCAGAUGAAGACCAUCUAAGAGCAGAAGGCAGAGGUGACAUGUCUGAGGCUGAACUGCUUAUCCUGGAUGAGUUCACCAUUUUGGCACGGGACCUCUAUGCCUUCUACCCUUUGUUGAUUAGAUUUGUGGACUAUAACAGGGCAAAAUGGCUGAAAGAACCCAACCCGGAAGCAGAGGAACUGUUCCGCAUGGUGGCUGAGGUAUUCGUUUACUGGUCAAAAUCCCAUAAUUUCAAAAGGGAAGAGCAGAAUUUUGUGGUACAGAAUGAAAUCAACAACAUGUCUUUCCUUAUUACUGACACCAAAUCCAAGAUGUCUAAGGCAGCUAUUUCUGAUCAGGAGAGAAAGAAAAUGAAGCGAAAAGGGGACCGAUAUUCUGUACAGACAUCUCUCAUUGUAGCAGCACUGAAGAGAUUACUACCUAUUGGUCUAAAUAUUUGUGCACCCGGAGACCAAGAGUUAAUUGCACUGGCUAAGAACAGAUUCAGCAUGAAGGACACUGAGGAUGAAGUUAGGGAUAUUAUCCACAGUAAUCUUCAUCUUCAGGGCAAGCUUGAAGAUCCUGCCAUUAGGUGGCAGAUGGCACUUUACAAAGAUUUACCAAACAGGACCGAAGAUACUUCAGAUCCAGAGAAGACCGUGGAAAGAGUUCUGCAUAUAGCUAAUGUACUUUUCCACUUGGAACAGGUUGAGCAUCCUCAGAGAUCCAAAAAGGCAGUGUGGCACAAACUGCUGUCCAAACAGAGAAAAAGAGCAGUAGUGGCCUGCUUUAGAAUGGCUCCAUUAUAUAAUCUGCCCAGGCAUCGAGCUGUCAAUCUCUUUCUUCAAGGUUAUGAAAAGUCUUGGAUUGAAACAGAAGAGCAUUACUUUGAAGAUAAACUGAUAGAAGAUUUAGCAAAACCUGGAGAGGAGCCACCAGAGGAGGAUGAAGGCAUUAAAAGAGUUGAUCCACUGCAUCAUCUUAUUCUGCUUUUCAGUCGAACAGCCUUAACUGAAAAAUGCAAACUGGAGGAAGAUUACUUAUAUAUGGCAUAUGCUGACAUUAUGGCAAAGAGUUGUCAUGAUGAAGAGAAUGAUGAUGGUGAAGAAGAAGUGAAGAGUUUUGAAGUCACAGGAUCGCAACGCAGCAAGGAAAAAGAAAUGGAAAAACAGAAGCUUCUGUACCAGCAAGCAAGACUGCAUGAUCGGGGUGCUGCAGAGAUGGUGCUUCAAACAAUCAGCGCCAGCAAAGGUGAGAUGGGUCCCAUGGUUGCCUCCACCUUAAAGCUUGGGAUUGCCAUCUUAAAUGGAGGAAAUUCUACAGUUCAACAGAAAAUGCUCGACUACCUCAAGGACAAAAAGGAUGUGGGCUUCUUUCAGAGCCUUGCUGGUCUUAUGCAGUCAUGUAGCGUUCUUGACCUAAAUGCAUUUGAACGCCAAAACAAAGCAGAGGGCCUUGGCAUGGUGACAGAAGAAGGAUCAGGAGAAAAGGUAAUGCAGGAUGACGAAUUCACCUGUGACCUCUUCCGCUUCCUCCAGUUGCUUUGUGAAGGACACAGUUCAGAUUUUCAGAAUUAUUUGAGAACUCAAACUGGUAACAACACAACUGUCAAUAUUAUAAUCUCCACUGUGGAUUACUUACUGAGAGUUCAGGAAUCAAUUAGUGAUUUCUACUGGUAUUAUUCUGGGAAAGAUGUUAUUGAUGAGCAAGGACAACGUAAUUUCUCCAAAGCAAUUCAAGUUGCAAAACAGGUCUUCAAUACUCUCACAGAGUAUAUUCAGGGUCCAUGUACAGGGAACCAGCAGAGUCUGGCACACAGCAGGCUGUGGGACGCAGUGGUUGGUUUUCUUCAUGUGUUUGCUCACAUGCAGAUGAAACUAUCUCAGGAUUCCAGUCAAAUUGAAUUAUUGAAAGAGUUAAUGGAUCUUCAGAAGGAUAUGGUGGUCAUGUUGCUGUCUAUGCUGGAAGGUAAUGUUGUGAAUGGAACUAUUGGCAAGCAGAUGGUUGACAUGCUAGUGGAGUCUUCCAACAAUGUGGAGAUGAUUCUGAAGUUUUUUGAUAUGUUCUUAAAGUUGAAGGAUUUAACUUCAUCUGAUGCAUUCAAGGAAUAUGACCCUGAUGGUAAGGGUAUAAUUUCAAAGAGGGACUUUCAGAAAGCCAUGGAAAGCCAUAAGCACUACACCCAGUCUGAAACUGAGUUUCUACUAUCUUGUGCUGAGACAGAUGAGAAUGAGACUCUGGAUUAUGAGGAAUUUGUGAAACGAUUCCAUGAACCUGCCAAAGACAUUGGUUUCAAUGUUGCUGUUCUUCUGACCAACCUUUCAGAGCACAUGCGCCAUGAUACUCGAUUGCAGACUUUUCUUGAGCUAGCAGAGAGCGUUCUGAAUUAUUUUCAGCCCUUUCUUGGACGCAUAGAAAUCAUGGGUAGUGCAAAGCGCAUUGAGCGAGUUUACUUUGAAAUAAGUGAGUCAAGUCGGACUCAAUGGGAGAAACCUCAGGUUAAAGAGUCAAAGAGGCAGUUUAUCUUUGAUGUAGUAAACGAAGGAGGGGAGAAGGAAAAGAUGGAACUUUUUGUUAAUUUCUGUGAGGAUACCAUCUUUGAAAUGCAGCUAGCUGCCCAGAUCUCUGAGUCAGAUUUGAAUGAGAGGUCCACAAAUAAAGAAGAGAAUGAAAAAGAUAAGCCUGAGGAACAGGACCCUAGCAGGGGCUUCUUCUCCCUUGUGACUGUCAAGGCAGCCUUGGUAGCCCUCAAGUAUAAUAUAAUGACUCUUACAAAAAUGCUCAGCAUGAAGAGUCUAAAGAAGCAGAUGAAGAAAAUGAAGAAAAUGACCAUGAAGGACAUGUUCGUGGCUUUAUUUUCUUCCUACUGGAGCAUCUUGAUGGGCUUAUUGCAUUUCACCUGUAGUGUUUUCCGGGGCUUCUUUCGCAUCAUGUACAGUUUGCUACUUGGAGGAAGCCUGGUAGAAGGGGCUAAGAAGAUCAAGGUAGCAGAACUUUUAGCCAAUAUGCCAGAUCCCACUCAGGAUGAGGUACGUGGCGAAGGGGAAGAGGGAGAAAGGAAACCCACAGAAGCUGCAUUGCCAGCAGAAGAUCUAACUGAUCUGACAGCUUUAUCAGAUGAUGGUGACCUACUCUCAGACAUAUUUGGCUUGGACUUGAAAAGAGAAGGAGGCCAGUAUAAGCUGAUUCCUCAUAAUCCAAAUGCUGGUCUGAGUGAUUUGUUGAGCACAUCUUCCUUACUCCCAUUACCUGAGAUACAGGAAAAAAUUCAGGAGCAGAAAGUGAAUGAAGAUGAAAAGGAGGAGAAAGAAGAAACUAAAUCAGAACUUGAAAAAGCAGAGGGAGAGGAUGGAGAAAAGGAAGAAAAAGCCAAAGAAGACAAAGGGAAACAGAAGCUGAGACAGCUUCAUGCACACAGAUAUGGAGAACCAGAAGUCCAGGAAUCAGCCUUCUGGAAGAAAAUCAUAGCAUACCAGCAGAAAGUUCUUAACUAUUUUGCUCGCAAUUUUUAUAACAUGAGGAUGUUGGCUUUGUUUGUUGCUUUCGCCAUCAAUUUCAUCCUGCUCUUCUAUAAGGUGUCCACCUCUGCUGUGAUAGAAGAGAAGGAAAUUCUUGUGGUAAAUGCUGAGGAAGACUCCAACUUAAACAGCCUCGAAAGCGGCUCCCAUCGGAUCAUCACUGUACACUAUGUCCUUGAAGAAAGCAGUGGCUAUAUGGAACCCACACUGCGGAUUUUGGCCAUCCUACACACAGUCAUCUCCUUUUUCUGCAUCAUUGGAUAUUACUGUUUGAAAGUUCCACUGGUUAUUUUUAAGCGUGAAAAGGAAGUUGCAAGGAAAUUGGAAUUUGAUGGGCUGUACAUUACAGAACAGCCUUCAGAAGAUGAUAUUAAAGGGCAGUGGGACAGACUCGUCAUCAACACACAAUCAUUUCCUAACAACUAUUGGGAUAAGUUUGUUAAAAGAAAGGUUAUGGAUAAAUACGGGGAGUUCUAUGGCCGGGACAGAAUCAGUGAGUUACUAGGAAUGGACAAGGCAGCUCUGGAUUUUAGCGACGCCCGCGAAAAAAAGAAACCAAAGAAAGAUAGCUCCUUAUCUGCAGUACUAAAUUCCAUUGACGUAAAGUAUCAGAUGUGGAAAUUAGGAGUUGUUUUCACUGAUAAUUCUUUCCUUUAUCUAGCCUGGUAUAUGACUAUGUCAAUCCUUGGCCAUUACAACAACUUUUUCUUUGCUGCUCAUCUCCUUGACAUUGCAAUGGGAUUCAAGACACUUCGAACUAUUCUGUCAUCAGUAACCCACAAUGGCAAACAGCUUGUGUUAACAGUGGGAUUACUGGCAGUGGUAGUCUACUUGUACACAGUAGUGGCAUUCAAUUUUUUCCGUAAAUUCUACAACAAGAGUGAAGAUGGAGAUAUGCCAGAUAUGAAAUGUGAUGAUAUGCUAACAUGCUACAUGUUUCAUAUGUAUGUCGGAGUGCGUGCAGGCGGAGGCAUUGGUGAUGAAAUUGAGGAUCCAGCAGGAGAUGAAUAUGAGAUCUAUCGGAUCAUCUUUGACAUUACUUUCUUCUUCUUUGUAAUUGUCAUUCUGCUAGCCAUCAUACAAGGUUUAAUUAUUGAUGCUUUUGGAGAAUUAAGAGACCAACAGGAACAAGUUAAAGAAGACAUGGAGACCAAAUGCUUUAUCUGUGGGAUAGGCAAUGACUACUUUGACACAGUGCCCCAUGGCUUUGAAACACACACCCUGCAGGAGCACAACUUGGCCAAUUAUCUAUUUUUUCUGAUGUAUCUCAUUAACAAAGAUGAAACAGAGCAUACAGGACAGGAAUCCUAUGUAUGGAAAAUGUAUCAAGAACGAUGCUGGGAGUUUUUCCCUGCUGGUGACUGCUUCCGAAAACAGUAUGAAGACCAGCUCAACUAAAUGUGAAUGAGGAUCGCCACUGAAAAUAUAUCUAUCCAUCUCCCAACUCUUUAGGGAAGAACUGAUUUCUCGACUCUCCAAAGCUGUGUGCUUUUUGAAGCACCAAAGCUAUGUUUCUCAUUACCUGACUGUGCUGGGUUUUUUCCCUGUUUAUUUUCUUUGAGAACAAUGGAGUAAAGAACAAUGAAAACUUAAAACAAGCAACUCAUGGGGGGAAAAACCACACACCCACACAUAAAUCCCCAUACGUAACAUGCGCACACACAAAGAGGCAAUUAUUUUAUGAGGCUGCCAGAUGAAUCCCUUGAUUCUGAGAAACACAUGGGGUAAUGUGGUAGUGGCAUUCAUUCAAUCUAUUUAUUUCAUCAUCCUGGAAGAAACUAUAUAGUUCAUAGAGCACUGUAAAGGAUUGUUUUGGACACUAAGUUGUGGGGAAAUAGUGCCUUACUAUAUGUGGGUUGAGCUAUGCAGAAGAUGAGUGCAUGAUGACAUCUUAUCUUUUCUUUGUGCCCUCCCUUUCUUCCCAAUUAAUAUUUAUUUUGUGUUUUGGUGAGGUUGUGGGGGGGAGGGGUUUGACUGUGCACACCUUUUUAAUAAGACUCUGGCGUGUCUCAGGACAAGAGUAGGGUAUUCUCAUCAAGCUAAAUUCACAUUUACCUUCCUCUUUUGCUCUCGCUCUUAUUUUGGUAAUGCUGUGAUGCAACACUGCAACUUUAUGAAAUCUUUGUAUGAAAACAGACUGAAAAACACUUUAAAAAGAAAUAUUUCAUUGCAUGUUUAUUAUGCAAGUUUAAAACCAAGAAACAAAAAAUAACAACCUUCAAAAGCAAGUUGAUCAACGUGAGAAAAACAAUCACAAUAAUUAUACUCAUAGUAAUAAAGUGUUGUGGGCUUUAUUGUACAUUUGGAAUCAGUGUCAUCAGCCAACAAUGUAUAUGUUAUGAACUUAAUGAUAGUUUUGGUUUAAUUCCUUUUUCUCUUUCUUUCAUUUUUGCCACCUGUGAUCAAUAGUAGAGUUAAAGAUUUUCUUGUUAGACCAUUUUUUAAAAUCAAAGCUGAAGCAAUAUCCAUUCAGGGAUUCCAUUUGGUCCAUCAUGAAGCACCAAUGAUGUGUACAUCACUCCAUUUUGAGUCCUUUUCAAUUGUAAUGGCAAUCUUUACAAAUAAAAAGAGAAAUUCAGAAUGGAAGCUAGGUGGUUCUGCUAACAUUUGAGCCUUUUCUUACUGAGUUUACUAGUUAAUACCUGAUUUAACAAUCAG
This is a messenger RNA of Gopherus flavomarginatus (Mexican gopher tortoise), 16146 nucleotides long. It is a transcript of the gene RYR2, whose product is annotated as ryanodine receptor 2. Gene Ontology annotation, molecular function: ryanodine-sensitive calcium-release channel activity; protein binding; calcium ion binding. Gene Ontology annotation, biological process: calcium ion transmembrane transport; intracellular calcium ion homeostasis. The record is from RefSeq and is a predicted model, not a curated record. Gene Ontology annotation, cellular component: sarcoplasmic reticulum membrane; Z disc; smooth endoplasmic reticulum. Lineage: Eukaryota; Metazoa; Chordata; Testudines; Testudinidae. The transcript is spliced from 105 exons. Bases 1 to 14886 code for a protein of 4961 amino acids.